Molecule: messenger RNA, 2955 nt
Organism: Vitrella brassicaformis
Lineage: Eukaryota; Vitrellaceae
Source: the annotation of a GenBank genome assembly
GUUCGUGUCAAGGAAGGAAGACGUACGCACAGACACCCACGAUUGCCAACACACCCACACACACCCAGACCCACACACAGCUGCAUGCAGACAGGGCUGAUCUCCCGGGCUGCAUGGCCAUGCAAUCAGGAGCCGGCAGCAGAUGUGUGUGCGCAUCGCAUCAUUCGCGUGGAUGUAGAACACAACACCAACGCACCGACACGAUGGAAGUCAGGCCUGACACACUCGCGCGCCCCCACUCGUCUGCGUCGCGGCCGUCACCUCCGUCAAAGUCUCACUGCGCGCACACACAUUUACCGCAUGCCAUGUAUGUACUGAUGCCUGUCUCCACCUUACCUUCGCAGACGACCUCCGCACCUCGCCCGAUGUCGUAUCCUGCGAUGGUAUGGCUGUCCUUCAGCUGCCUGUCUCCGAAGAUGAGGCACUGGUUCUCGAUGGGGCCGCCACCCUUGUCCUUGAUCUCCGCCUUGCCACUCGCGAUGGUGUCGGUGGGCCACACAAGCAACGGAAUACAUGAGGGAAGACCGCUGGAAAAAAAGACAAAAGAAACGAACCCACACGUGUAUGGGCGCGCGUCUCAAUGGAGCGGCAAGUGAUGUCUGCACUCCUCACCACCCCAGACGCAGCACCACGUGGAGUGUGCUCUCCUUCUCGAUGUUGCAGUCCGACACAGUGCGGCUGUCCUCCAGCUGCCUGCAUUGGAAGAUGAGGCGCUGUUCGUCAAUGGGGAUGCCCUCCUUGGCCUGAAUCCUGGCCUUGACGUCCUCGAUCGUGUCAGCCGGCGCCACGUCCAGUGUUCUGGUCGCCCCUGCAUGAAGGAAAGAGAGACACAGGAAGUAAGUAUCCUCCAGUAGGCGUGGUGUAUGAGGAUCUAUGUGUGUGACCUUGAAUCUUGUAGAAGAUCUGGUAUGUGGGUUGCUGCUCCGUGGCCGAACGCGCAGACACACCUGAACACCGGUGCGACACGAUGGAUGACGCACACCAUGCCAUGCCACAUGGGUGUGGUGUGGUUUGUUUCAUUCCCUCUCCUUCCGUAUUCGUGUUUACCUGUGUUGAUGGCCUUCGGGAGACCUGGUUUCUCGUGUGUACUGUGUGUACCACCGAGAAGACGACACUUGACGAAGAUCAAGAUUCUCGAUCCUGCGACGAUCCUGAACGUGACGUGCAGGAAGAGGCGGAAAACACGACGCGUUGCACGUUGUGAAUCAGCGCGUACUUGACGGUGACCAGUUCUCGGAAUCUCUCGUACUGGCGACCUUUGUCUGCAGACGCACGAACAACGGGAGAACCCGAACUAAGUCAAUCUGCCCUUCUUCAUGGUGAUUUGCCCUCAACGUUCUUACAUCUGCAUGCUGGGUCGUCUGCCUCGAAUCGCUCCUCAUACUCGUCCGGUACCGUCACUCGUGUAUACACCGUCACCUCACGCUCGCCCAGCCUGUCCUGCCCCUUGGCCACUCGCGUUCAGCCGCAGCUCGUCACUCAGCAAAUGGCUGUAGAGGCCAUACUGCCGAAUGCUGGCCGGCCGGCUGUUGAAGACGGCCUUGCUGCCCAUGUUCUGCAGGUCCUCACCCGCCAGCUGAAUGGGCAGCUGCUGCACGUAGCCACCGUGUUUGGCCAGGAGAAGCACCAGCGCAUUGCCCCUCCACUUGCUGCCCCCAUUCACCAGCACGUAGCGCAGCCGAAUCAGCUGCGAUGGCCGACGAGCGUCGGCCGACUCUCGCAACGGCCGGUAGUCGAUGAUGCCGGUGAGGGCCUCCUUGUGGAUGAGUCUGUCGAUUUCUGGCACGAUGGCGUCCGCGACUGCGCUGCCGACCGCCUUGGAUGUGCGACAGAGGGCAAUAGUGCUGGCCAGCAGGCGUCUUCCACCGAUGAGGGGAAGCAGGGUGCAGCUGAGGACAUCCAUGGGAAUGGUGUGCAGGCGUGGUGGUGGCGAGGCUGCAGCGUCAGGUGGCACGAUACCCCCGUCGUCAACGCGGCGGCGCUUGGCACCAGCCUCAUCCUGAACACAUGGCACAUCGUAGAUCUGACCAUCCGGAAAGCGUCGCCAUCAUUCGUGCGACGUACCUUCUUGUGUGGAUUGAUGGUCGUGUGACUCUUCUUGGCAUCGGCGUCGGCCUGGCCGAUGAACCUGAAGGUCUUGAAAUGGCCCUCAAGCUGAUCACACACACAGACAGGGAAAGCCUCACUCAUUCAUGAGUCGACGGACGGACGAUGCGUGUAUGUGUACUACGAACCAGCGCUAGGCCAUCCAGUCGCUUGUACUCGGCCUACAGGUCGUCCAGUGCAUCGGAUAUGCCCUCGACGGCACCCUUCAGUAUCGGCAUGCGAGUCCCACCAACAGACCCCUACACACACACGCACAACACACACAUCCAAAGCAUGUGAGGGCUCCAAAGCUAUGCCUUGACUGGCUGACCUUCUCAACAAGGUAUCUGACACAAUCAGCCGCCUGCAGCACAUACACCGCACACACGACUCAUAUGACACCACCCCCAUCUCCCUCCCUCCCUCUCUGCCUGCCGUCCAUGUCCUCUCACCUGCGACUGCAGUGCAGCCAGCUUGUCCUGGAACUGCCACAGCUGCUCCACCUCACGAGCGUACAUCUGCAGAGGGCACACGUGACAUCAGGGGAGCAUGUGAGCCCUGACGCAUCUUUGGGUUUUGUGGCUGCAUCAGGGCUCACCGCCUGCCCAGCUUCUUCUGUGCCGCUGCGAUUGAUGAAUCGAAACACAUUGAUAUCACCACUACCUGACCAAACGAACGCACACAUCCGCACCUUAUUUCCACACAAGGAUUCCCUCCCUCCCACUCCAUCAGUCAAUCAGCCUACCUGCAGCAGAUGACGCCGAUGCUGCUGCGCCAUUCAUGCUGCGCCCGCCGGACCCUCCAGAUCUUGAGCUCGCAAAAAUGUAAACGGAAGAAGCUGCAUUGCUGUGCAAAGGCCGUUUUCCACAU